This is a messenger RNA of Diuraphis noxia (Russian wheat aphid), 655 nucleotides long. RefSeq names its product Secreted Wg-interacting molecule (gene Swim). Lineage: Eukaryota; Metazoa; Arthropoda; Insecta; Hemiptera; Aphididae. Gene Ontology annotation, molecular function: cysteine-type peptidase activity. The record is from RefSeq and is a predicted model, not a curated record. Gene Ontology annotation, biological process: proteolysis.
UAUGAAAGUGACCAGAGAUUUUUUCAUGUACAAAUCAGGAAUUUACAAAUGUUCGAAUUUGGCGUCAGGAUCGAGAACAGGAUACCACUCGGUGAGGAUCGUUGGUUGGGGUGAAGAAUACCAGGGCGGCAAAGUUGUCAAAUAUUGGAUUGUGUCAAAUUCCUGGGGAAGUUGGUGGGGUGAAAACGGAUACUUCCGGAUACUGAAGGGCGUUGACGAGUGUGAGAUUGAAGAUUUCGUCAUCGCUGCGUGGGCGGACAUUGAUGACUUUGAUGUGACCGAGAAUCCGCUGGGAUAUGACGUAUUCCUGCUUAAUGGUCCAAAGUCAAAUUCCAUCUGAACGAGUGCCAUGGUUAGGUUAUAAGUUCGCAGUCUGAAACAGAUUGGAAAAAAAUUCUACUCCUCAGUAUCUACAAUCAUGCUGGACAAAAAAAAAUGAAUAAACCUACAUAUACAUAUACAUAUAUAUAUAUAUAUAUAUAUAUAUAUACGUACGAUGGACGAAAGUAGACAACAAAUAAAUUUAUAUACGAACAUCGUUCGAUAUUUAUAAUCGCUUAUUAUACAAUAAUAUAUAUAUAUAUAUUAGAUUACCAUAUUUUAAACAUGCAGAUUUGUCCACAAAGUGAUUUAAACUAUAACUGAAUCGCACAAA